Molecule: messenger RNA, 919 nt
Organism: Daktulosphaira vitifoliae (grape phylloxera)
Lineage: Eukaryota; Metazoa; Arthropoda; Insecta; Hemiptera; Phylloxeridae
Exons: 1
Coding region: 155-919 (254 amino acids)
Biological process (GO): phospholipid metabolic process; arachidonate secretion
Molecular function (GO): A2-type glycerophospholipase activity; structural molecule activity
Source: RefSeq, a predicted model, not a curated record
UAUUAUGCAUCUUAUUGUGUUGGGUAACAGCGGUCCAUGUUUAGACUCUAUGGGGUCUGUAAGAUCCACGACAUUAUCGACUGAUAGAGUAUGUUUCUGUUUCUCAAAAAACAUUAUUAGCGCACGUUAUUACUCGUCAAACGAAUGAGUAUAAAUGAUGAAAAACUCAAAAAACCUUUACAGUUAUAAAUUGAAAAUGGUGCGAACAAGACGUGCGACAAAGCGAAGUGUAGGACGCGGUAUUGUUAAUUCUAUAAUUAAUCGAUUGCCUAUUGAAAUGCAUGUUCCAGGGUAUCAGUAUUGCGGACCAGGCACAAAACUUAAUAAAAGACUAGCACGUGGUGAUCCUGGAAUAAAUAAACUCGAUGCAGCGUGUCGUGAACAUGAUAUUGCGUACGCAAGAACAAAUGAUUUAUCAGAACGGCAUUUGGCUGAUUACGAGUUGGAAAAACGUGCUUGGGACCGCGUAAAAGCAAACGAUAGUUCAUUUGGAGAAAAGACUGUUGCGUAUGCUGUUACAAAUACCAUGAAAGCUAAAAGAAAGAUUGGAAUGGGUUUUGGUGGUGUACUACGAGUUGGACGUAAAGCUAUGCGUAAUUCAAAAGAUAUUAACAGUGCGGCAAACUUGGCAUUAGCGGCAGCUCGUGUUGCUAUAAAGGGAAAACAAAAAUUUAAAACACCUCGCACUAUCAAAGUACCUAAAUUUGGAGGUGUGCUGCCACUCAUUCCUAUUUUUGCUGGACUUUCAGCUUUAGGAUCGUUGGCUGGUGGAGUAUCGAGUAUUGUAAGAGCUGCACACGAAGUCAGAAAAAACGUUAAUUCGAAUAAACCAGUGAAAAUCGGUAAUGCAUUAUACUUGCAUCCAUAUGCUGGGAAAAAGAAGGGUGGUGGAUUCUAUUUGAAACAUCAAAAAAACUAG